CUUCCCUAAUAUUUCAUUAUGAACGUAGUGGAAAGCAGCUCAUUCCUGGCUAAUCUGAUGAAUAACAGCACGGUGUGUGAACUGAAGUAUGAGUUGUCAUGUGAACUCUACAGAAUGUCCACGUUUUCUACUUUCCCUCUCAAUGUGCCAGUGUCUGAAAGGAGUCUUGCUCGAGCUGGGUUUUAUUACACUGGUGUGAAAGAUAAAGUUAAAUGCUUCAGUUGUGGCUUGAUGUUGGAUAACUGGAAACAAGGUGACAGUGCUCUGGAAAAACAUAAACAGCUCUAUCCUAGUUGCAGCUUUGUUCAGAACUUGCUUUCAGUUAGUAAUCUUGGAUCAUCCUCUCAUUCAGCCUUCUCACCUCCAGCCACAAUAAACAGUUUUUCACCAUCUUUGCAUUCCAUAACUGUUGCUCCAAGCUUAGAACAAAUUGGCUUUUUCAGCACUACUUUCUCCAGUUUUCCUCAAGAACCAGUAACUUCUAGGGCUGUUGAGGACCCAUCACACCUGCGAUCUAACUUUUAUAAUCCUGCAAUGAGCACAGAAGAUGCUAGGCUAUGUACUUUUCAGACAUGGCCCCUGACAUUUCUAUCCCCAACAGAUCUGGCCAAAGCUGGAUUUUACUAUACUGGGCCAGGAGACAAAGUUGCUUGCUUUACCUGUGGGGGUCAACUAAGUAACUGGGAACCGAAGGAUAAUGCCAUGUCAGAACAUCGGAGAUACUUUCCUAACUGCCCUUUUGUGGAAAAUAAAACUAGAGGCCAUCCAAUAUUCAGCAUUUCUAACCAGAGCAUGCAAACCCACGUGGCUCGUGUUAAAACAUUCAUAAACUGGCCAACAAGAAUUCCAGUUCGACCUGAACAACUUGCAAAUGCUGGGUUUUAUUACGUAGGUCGUAAUGAUGAUGUCAAAUGUUUUUGCUGUGAUGGUGGAUUAAGGUGUUGGGAGUCUGGAGAUGAUCCAUGGAUUGAGCAUGCUAAAUGGUUUCCAAGGUGUGAGUAUCUACUGCGAAUAAAAGGGCGAGAGUUUGUCAAUCAAAUUCAGGCGAGAUUCCCACAUCUCCUUGAACAGCUCUUGUCAACUUCAGAUACCUCUGUGGAUGAAAGUGCCAAUCCACCAACUAUUCAUUCAGAAUCUGGAGAAAGCCAUUCAGAAGAUGCAAUCAUGAUGAACACCCCAGUGGUUAAAGCAGCCUUGGAGAUGGGGUUUAGUAGAAGACUGAUAAAGCAGACAGUUCAGAGUAAAAUCUUAGCGACUGAGGAAAAUUACAAGACUGUUAAUGAUCUUGUGUCCGAUCUGCUUACUGCAGAAGAUGAAAAAAGGGAAGAAGAGAAGGAGAGACAAUCUGAAGAAGUAGCAUCGGAUGACCUGUCCUUAAUUCGGAAGAAUCGAAUGGCUUUGUUUCAGCAUUUGACAUGUGUGCUUCCUAUCCUGGAGAGUUUACUAUUGGCCAAAGUGAUAACUGAACUUGAACGUGAUGUUAUUAAACAAAAAACCCAAACGCCAUUGCAAGCAAGGGAACUGAUUGAUAUGAUUUUAGUGAAAGGAAAUGCAGCAGCCCACAUAUUCCGAAACUGUCUGCGAGAGUGUGAUCCUAUGUUGUACAAAGAUUUAUUUGUUGAAAAAAACAUGAAGUAUGUUCCCACAGAAGACACUUCAGGGUUACCCAUGGAAGAACAGCUGAGAAGAUUACAAGAGGAAAGAACCUGUAAAGUUUGCAUGGACAAAGAAGUUUCUAUUGUAUUUAUUCCAUGUGGUCACUUAGUGGUGUGCAAAGAGUGUGCACCUUCCCUAAGAAAAUGCCCUAUUUGCAGGGGGACAAUAAAGGGUACUGUCCGUACAUUUCUUUCAUGAAGAGAAAACCUGCACGCUCCUGUUCCUGUGCAUCCUAGCAGUGAUCAAGACUAACCAGUGAUGUGUUAAGAAUGGAUAACUCCAUUAAAGAAGAUAAUGGAUAAAUUACUUGCUUAAUGUGGCUUAUGGGGUAAUAAUGGACUGUUGUGUGAGCAUGCUAGGCCUUAUGCUACCAAAGAUCUUUUUUGAAACCUGUGUAAGUAAUUUAUUUAAAAAUGAUGGCAACAUAAGAUCUAUUUUUUUGUGAAGUAACUUUUUUUUCAGAAAGUCUUAUCAAUGAGGAAGAGAUCUCAUAAACAUGACUUUAUCCUAAUCUGAAAAGAAAUCCUUUUACUAAUGAAGCAUUGUGUUCUAAUAUAUUUAAUUUUAAAGCUGAGUCUUAAAUAACUGAAGCAUUUUCAUGAGACUUGCCUAGAAAUGACACUCGAUACUUGUAAGACUACAGGAUCUUCUACUUCAGCUAUUCUGGUUGUAUCAAGACUUAAAAAAAAAAAAAAAAAAAGACUACAAAAAGACCUUAUAAAAGUCUGACAUUCUGUUAAUGUGUGUAUAAUUGAUAUUUAAUUAUAUGAAAACAGCAUUAAAAUGUUUUCAAUAAACUA
Chelonoidis abingdonii (Abingdon island giant tortoise) is the source of this 2456-nucleotide messenger RNA. RefSeq names its product baculoviral IAP repeat containing 2 (gene BIRC2). Gene Ontology annotation, molecular function: cysteine-type endopeptidase inhibitor activity involved in apoptotic process; ubiquitin protein ligase activity. The record is from RefSeq and is a predicted model, not a curated record. Lineage: Eukaryota; Metazoa; Chordata; Testudines; Testudinidae. Gene Ontology annotation, biological process: regulation of cell cycle; negative regulation of necroptotic process; negative regulation of apoptotic process. Gene Ontology annotation, cellular component: cytoplasm; nucleus.